CGCUUCAAGGUUAUUACAACGUUAAUUAGAAAAUGAUUCAGCACGUCGUAUUUUUUAUCUAUUUUGUAACGUAAAAUUUUUAGUAAAUAAUAAUAAGUGAUUUCAGUAUCGUUAACAACUAGAAACUAUUUAUAUGAACAGUGUUCUUUUUUAUCGAUUUAAUAAUUUAUUAGGAUUACGCACUAUCCACAUAUCAAGUACAAAAAGUGAUGGUUAGUAAUGAUAGCAAUCAAACGAGCAUUCAUGCUGGAACAAUUACGGAAGUAUACGAUGUACCAAUGUCGGUAAUUAUUAGGCCAUUUCCGCCGGAAGUUAACGAAGAGAAAGUGCGAUCCCUGAUGGAAACUAUUUCCAAUCCCGAUACAGCCCAUCUGGUUCCACCUGUAGAUAUUUUGUGGAUAAUAGGGCGCGAAGGGGGAAACUAUUACUACAGUUUUGGAGGUUGCCAUCGAUACACGGCACAUAAAAAACUGAACAAAGAAACGAUUAAAGCAAAAUUAGUAAAAUCGACCGUAAACGAUUUGAAAUGCUAUUUAGGUUCCAGCACGCCCGAUUUGAAAUAACGUUAAUUUUUUUACACGUUCUAAGCAGUCGUAGUGUUUUUAACAAACAUUAUUAAUUCUAUUUUUAAUUGUACAUUAAUAUGGUACAUUAUGCACACAGUAAAAAUUUAUACUAAAAAUCAAAGACCACAGCGAGUACGGAAUUGAAAACGGGUAUUAUACACAGGAAGUACAUUUUGUAAAAUGAAAUAAAUAUACCACCCAUUAGAAUUUA
Molecule: messenger RNA, 777 nt
Organism: Agrilus planipennis (emerald ash borer)
Lineage: Eukaryota; Metazoa; Arthropoda; Insecta; Coleoptera; Buprestidae
Product: sulfiredoxin-1
Exons: 2
Coding region: 210-563 (117 amino acids)
Biological process (GO): cellular response to oxidative stress
Cellular component (GO): cytoplasm
Molecular function (GO): sulfiredoxin activity
Source: RefSeq, a predicted model, not a curated record